UCUGGGAGACCCCCUGCAGGCGAGAACAGUUGCGCUGCGCUGAAGCAGGGGCUCCAGUCAACUGCGGUUUCAAUAGUGAUCAAGAACAAGGGCUUUCAUAUGGAGUUAGAGACAACAGUUGAGCUCCAGCUUGGUAGCGCGUUCAAGGACGUCCGACUUUUGCUGCUUCACACAUGGCCCAGUGGGGUCUAUGUGGACCCCUACCAGCUUGCUUUCCUCAGCGAUGCAGUUGAUUGGCAGAUAUUAGUGGAUUCGGCCAUUGACCUGGAGGUGCCAGCACACAAGACUUCUGGAUUCGUCGCCUACGUUUAUCCUGCCUUCAGUGAACAAACUCCCGGCGUGCUCAACAUUAGCAUCCCCAUCCACGGGCGCUAUCACCAGCCCUCCUUUGACGGGGAAACGUUUGAAUCUAUCGCCAUAGAACCCCCAAAGCUGCUUUUGCGCACAGAGAAAUGUUCACAGCUGGCUGAUUUGGAGCCUCACACGGCAACGGAAGCACCCUGCACCGCUGACAAUACGAGCAUGUGUCUGUGGAUUCAAGUGCAACAGAAGCAGCGGCCUGGCGACGUGAUCUUGCGUUUCCCAGUGGGCGACGGUUCUCUGGUGACGCCCGUGUGCGGCGUGACACUGGCCGUCACCAUGAUCUGCUGUUGGGUGCUGUCCAAAUACAUGUGGAAGCAGCGGAUCGUUUAAAACGCUGUGCUGCUUGCAAGUACAGAUCGAUGUCAACUUGGUGAAUGCUCCUAAACAACCAGUAAUGUGCAGAAGCCUCCGCGCUUAAUAUAUGUUCAGAAAUUGCAGCAAUAGUCGAACGACUUCCUGAAUCAGCGCUGGUCCAGGAAGUGGUUUGUUGCCGCGAUUUAUAAGGAUACACCAUUC
This is a messenger RNA of Hippocampus comes (tiger tail seahorse), 879 nucleotides long. It is a transcript of the gene pigx, whose product is annotated as phosphatidylinositol glycan anchor biosynthesis, class X. The record is from RefSeq and is a predicted model, not a curated record. Bases 100 to 693 code for a protein of 197 amino acids. Gene Ontology annotation, biological process: GPI anchor biosynthetic process. Lineage: Eukaryota; Metazoa; Chordata; Actinopteri; Syngnathiformes; Syngnathidae. The transcript is spliced from 6 exons. Gene Ontology annotation, cellular component: endoplasmic reticulum membrane.